Molecule: messenger RNA, 1245 nt
Organism: Symbiodinium pilosum
Lineage: Eukaryota; Dinophyceae; Suessiales; Symbiodiniaceae
Source: the annotation of a GenBank genome assembly
GCAAGCACCUUUUUCGUGGAGACAGGCCUCUUUCACGGAGAGGGUGCGCUCAAGGCGCUGUCCAGCGGGCUCUUCAGACAGGUGAUCUCCAUCGAGGUAAAUGCUCAUCUUGUCGAGCGGGCGCAGGACAAGCUCAAGUUGCCCAUAGCCGCAGGUUUGCUGAAGGUCGUGCACGACGACUCCACCAAUCUAUGGCAGCACAUUCAGGAUCUUGAUGCGCCCUGCACCUUCUUUCUGGAUGCCCACGGCUACUGGGUGCAGGAGUGUGCCGCUGGCGCUGCCGAUGCAUCGGAUGACCGGGACCCCAAUGCGCAGAGUCCGUGCCCGCUACUUGCGGAAUUGGAGGCCAUCGCUCGGCACCCACUGGCACGGCAACACAAGGUGUUGAUCGACGAUCGGCGUUGCCUGCAGCCGGGGUGGGACCAUCCCACUCAAAGUUGGUGGCGUGGUCUCAGCGAGGAGAUGGUUGUCGAGAAGCUUCGAAUUGUGAACCCAGACUUCAAAAUCCAGCAUCUGGCCACCAAGAAGGAAAAGGGAUUCCAGAGUUGGACUCGUUGGUCCCAAGGCAAUGAUGGUGGAAGGUUUAUCGAUGGCCUGCAGCCACAGGAUAUCAUUGCGGCGGUGCCUCCCGACCAGCGAGCCAUUCCUGAUGAGUUUGAGGCCGACAGCUGGUCCCCGAAUUGGCCUUGCGGUGCCGUGCGCCGUGGCAACUCGGCUGAGUUCUUUACAAUCGGCGAAAGCCAGUGGCAGGGCGGUGUGGAGGGUGAACUUGAGCCGCCGCAAAAUUCGCGAAGCAGCUGUCAAGCUCGCGAGCCUGCAUCUCCGCCAACCUCGCCGCGGCUGCGGCGGCUGCGUGAGAGGCUAGACGAGGAGGAGGAUCGAUGGCGCCAUGCGGCCUACUGCCCAGCGCGCCCGAAGGCAAAUCCAGCCAGCGAGGCUUCAAAGAUGGCAACUCUGCCGAUCAACGGUCAGGCGCCUCAAGUUCCGCCCGUGGCGUGGACCGGGGGCUUUCCCGCAAGAAAGCUGUCCCCGUCACGGGGCCUGGACUCAAGGUGGAGCAAUUUGCUGCUGAGAGCGUCUGAUCGUGAUAUGGCUCAAGGCCAACCUCAACAGCAAGGCACUUCCGCUCCCUCGCCCCCCCUGUCUGCGCGGUCGACGACAACGCCCCGCGUAGCAAAGGAACAGAUGGUGAGCCUCCGACAGCUCUGGAGCGAGCAGCGGAAGAAGAUGCUCGCUGGCAGCUGA